AGCAACAUGGUGAGUGAGUAAGAGAGGCAGUUAAUUUUUUUAUGUGCAUGUUUUGGAAGGGUUUUUGUCUUCCCUGGUCUCUUGGUGAGUGAGUGUGAUGAUACUCAGAAUGCCUGUGAUGCUCAGUGAUUCUCUGUAGCAGAGCCAUGGCGAGUAGCGCCCACAGCUCUGUCCACCACUCUGUCCACCACUCUGUCCACCACUCUGUCCGCACUUCCUUCCACAGACGAACAAGCAGCAGGACUAUUAGAGAGGAGAAAAAAAACUGCAACAAGAAACCAAAUCAAUGCAAGAGGAGGGAGAUUUGACUUUCACUUAAAGCUGUUCAGGCUGUUCUAUUCCUUCGUCCAUCCCUCUCUUCUUAAUCUUUUCAUUUCCGUAGAGGGGGGUCGGGGUAGUUUCACAGAACUGCAGAACAGCAGGGGAGGAAGAGAGCCUCGAGAGAGGGAGAGGAAGCGAGACAGACAGCUUCACCUGAAUUUCCCCCUGUUCGGCUCCCUUGUUGUGGUUCAGAGAUAGGAAGAACGGAGGAUCUGUGAGCGAGGGAGUGGCAGCUACAAUAAUUACACGGGGAAAGUGUAUGUGAGUGAGAGUAAGAGGCAGAGGAAGAGAGAAGGAGCGGGAGCAGAGCUGCAGUAGCAUCCUACAGCAGACGGCUGAGGACUGCCUCCCUGUCUGUGUGUGUGUGUGUGCGGCAUGUCUGUGUGACUGCACUGCACUGCUGAAGAAGAGGAGGAGGAGGCAGUGUGAGCAUGCUCUCUUAGACACAGCAGGGCCCUACAAGGAAACACACACCGGCACCAUCAGCAUCCGUGUCUGUUCGUGGCAGGCAGGACCUCCAGUGCUGCAUCCGCCCAGCCUCUCAGCCCCAACCCCAGGACCUCGCAAGGCCUCUACCACCUUCAUCUCCACAAUACAGUCAGCUCAACCAGGCUGAAACAUGGCACAAGCUGCCAAACAUCUCCGCAAGAACAAGGAUUUAGAAGCCCAUCUUGAGGCAGAGCGCAAGGAGAAGGAGGAGGAAAAGGCCAAGAAGAGGAACCGCUCGCGAGAUAAAAAGCGCAAGGCCCACGCGGUGCAUCGCUGGCUAAUCGAUCAGGACGAUAGUUUGAGCUCUGAGCUGCCGGAUGGCCAAGGAGUAUGGCACUUUGAUGAAGCAGCUGAUGCUGUCACUAGUUUUCUGCGGGCGGCUCGUUCUGGUAACAUGGACAAGGCCCUCGACCAUAUAAAGAACGGCAUAGACAUCAACACAGCCAAUCAGAAUGGUCUCAACGGGUUGCAUCUGGCCUCUAAAGAAGGCCACGUUAAAAUGGUGCUGGAGUUACUACAUGGAGGCAUCGAUGUGGAAACCCAGACUAAGAAAGGCAACACAGCUCUGCACAUUGCUGCCCUGGCUGGGCAGGAGCAAGUGGUGGCAGAGCUGGUAAAUUACGGGGCCAACAUCAAUGCCCAGUCCCAGGUGAGACCCCCACCAGUGUCAGAAGAGACCCCGACCCCACUGGCAGAACCCCCUGCAGAAGAGCCACCAGCCACAACGGAUACACAUACAAAGGGCUUCACUCCGCUCUACAUGGCCGCACAAGAGAAUCAUCUAGAAGUUGUGAAGUUCCUUUUGGAGAACGGGGCCAAUCAAAGCAUUCCUACUGAGGAUGGCUUUACCCCUCUCGCCGUGGCUCUUCAGCAGGGACAUGAGAACGUUGUGGCCCUGCUCAUCAAUUACGGCACCAAGGGCAAAGUUCGCCUCCCCGCACUGCACAUAGCAGCGCGGAACGAUGACACGCGCACAGCUGCUGUGCUUCUACAGAACGACCCCAACGCAGACGUCCUGAGCAAGACAGGUUUCACACCGCUUCAUAUCGCUGCACACUACGAGAACCUGAGUGUAGCCCAACUGUUGCUCAACAGAGGAGCCAAUGUCAACUUCACCCCUAAGAAUGGCAUCACACCUUUGCACAUCGCAUCCAGGAGGGGGAAUGUGAUCAUGGUACGACUCCUGCUGGACCGAGGAGCACAGAUUGAUGCCAAGACCAAGGAUGAGUUGACUCCACUGCACUGUGCUGCCAGGAAUGGACAUGUGAGGAUCAUUGAGAUCCUGUUGGACCAAGGGGCUCCCAUCCAGGCCAAGACCAAGAACGGCCUGUCUCCCAUCCACAUGUCAGCACAGGGGGACCACAUGGACUGUGUGAGGCAACUAAUGCAAUACAAUGCUGCAAUUGAUGACAUCACACUGGACCACCUGACCCCCCUGCAUGUGGCGGCCCACUGUGGGCACCACCGCAUGGCCAAAGUGCUGCUGGACAAGGGAGCCAAACCCAACUCCCGUGCACUGAAUGGUUUCACUCCACUUCACAUCGCCUGCAAGAAGAACCAUAUGCGCGUGAUGGACCUCUUGCUGAAACACUCUGCUUCCCUAGAGGCUGUGACGGAGUCUGGCCUUACUCCUUUACAUGUGGCCUCGUUCAUGGGCCACCGCAAAAUAGUCACCAUCCUGGUACAGAAGGGAGCUUCUCCCAGUGCUUCCAAUGUGAAAGUGGAGACUCCUCUCCACAUGGCAUGUAGAGCAGGACACUAUGAGGUGGCAGAGUUCUUACUGACCAAUGCAGCGCCAGUAGACGCCAAGGCCAAGGAUGACCAGACACCACUCCACUGUGCGUGUCGGAUGGGCCACAAGGAGCUGGUUAAGCUGCUGCUGGAGCACAAGGCCAACCCCAACUCCACCACCACGUCCGGACACACACCCCUCCACAUCGCUGCCCGCGAGGGACACGCUCAGACCACACGCAUCUUACUGGACAUGGAGGCACAGCAGACCAAGAUGACCAAGAAAGGCUUCACUCCUCUCCAUGUGGCUUCUAAAUAUGGCAAAGUGGACGUGGCAGAGCUGCUGCUGGAGAGAGGGGGCAACCCUAACGCUGCUGGCAAGAAUGGUCUGACUUCUCUUCAUGUGGCUGUCCAUCAUGACAACCUGGACGUGGUUAACCUGCUGGUCAGCAAAGGAGGCUCCCCACAUAGUGCAGCUAGGAAUGGCUACACCCCUCUCCACAUAGCAUCGAAGCAGAACCAGGUGGAGGUUGCUAGCAGCCUGCUGCAGUACGGUGCCUCGGCCAACGCCGAGUCCCUCCAGGGGGUCACGCCCCUCCACCUGGCUGCUCAGGAGGGCCGGCCUGACAUGGUCGCCCUGCUCAUCUCCAAACAGGCCAACGUCAACCUAGGGAACAAGAGUGGACUGACUCCUCUCCACCUGGUGGCACAGGAAGGCCACGUGGGCAUCGCGGAUAUCCUGGCUAAGCAGGGGGCAUCAGUGUAUGCUGCCACACGGAUGGGAUACACCCCUCUCCAUGUUGCCUGUCACUAUGGCAAUGUAAAGAUGGUGAAGUUCCUCCUGCAGCAGCAGGCCAAUGUCAACAGCAAGACUAAGGUCGGUUACACUGCCCUGCACCAGGCAGCCCAACAGGGUCACACAGACAUCGUUACCUUACUGCUCAAACAUGGAGCCCAGCCGAACGAGGUUGCUACUAACGGUACGUCAGCCCUGUCCAUCGCCAAGCGGUUGGGGUACAUCUCUGUAAUCGACGUUCUCAAACUGGUUACCGAGGAGACGGUUUCCAUGACCACCACAGAGAAACACCGUAUGAGUUUCCCAGAAACAGUGGAUGAGAUAUUGGACGUAUCAGAGGAUGAAGGAAUUACACAGCUAACUAUAGGGGAGGAGCUUUUGGGGACGGAAGGAGCCAGGUACAUGAAGAUGGAUGACUUAAAGGACCAUGAUGACGAUUUCCUGUCACCCAAGAAAUCUAUGGAUAACUACUCGCCUGCCAUUCCCAGGAUCCCUUGUGUAUCCCCAGAGACGGUCAUCCUGAAGGAGCAUGACAUGGAGCAGGUACACACUCCAAUGCCAUUACAAAAAGAUUACGAUGAAGACUCCCUAAUCCCCAGCAGUCCAGCUACAGAGACCUCUGACAACGUCAGUCCUGUGGCCAGCCCCAUACACACAGGGUUCCUGGUGAGUUUCAUGGUGGAUGCUCGGGGCGGCUCGAUGCGAGGCAGCAGACAUAACGGCCUGCGUGUCAUCAUCCCUCCACGGACCUGUGCCGCCCCCACACGGAUCACCUGUCGUCUGGUCAAGCCCCAGAAACUCACCACUCCUCCCCCCCUGGUGGAGGGAGAGGGCUUAGCCAGCCGUAUCAUAUCACUGGGCCCAGCCAGCAUGCAGUUCCUAGGGCCUGUGAUCGUGGAGAUCCCUCACUUUGCUGCUCUGGGUCGAGGGGACCGGGAGCUGGUGGUGCUGAGGAGUGAGAACGGCUCUGUCUGGAAGGAACACCGCAAUCGCUAUGGCGACGAUGUGCUGGAGACUAUCCUCAAUGGGAUGGAUGAAGAGCUGGAGAGCCAGGAGGAGCUUGGGAAGAAGCGUAUCCGACGAAUCAUCUCCACUGACUUCCCCCUCUACUUUGCUGUGGUGUCGCGCGUCCAGCAGGAGAGCGAUUUGAUUGGCCCAGAGGGGGGUCAGCUGACCAGUAAACUGGUACCGUUGGUCCAGGCUUCGUUCCCUGAGACAGCGGUCACCAAGCGAGUCCGUCUGGGCCUGCAGGCCCAACCAGUCCCAGACGAGCUGGUUGCCAAGCUGCUGGGUAACCAGGCAACCUUCAGCCCUGUGGUGACUGUGGAGCCACGGCGACGCAAGUUCCACCGGCCCAUCGGCCUGUGCAUCCCUCUACCCCCCUCAUGGAGAGAUAGCCCCCGGGACUCUGGAGAGGGGGACACUACCAGCCUCCGCCUGCUCUGCAGUGUCAUCGGUGGUACAGCCUCAGCCCAGUGGGAGGACAUCACAGGCACCACCAAGCUCAUAUAUAGCAAAGACUGUGCCAACUUCACAACCAAUGUGUCAGCACGGUUUUGGCUGGCUGACUGUCCCCGGACAGCCGAGGCCAUGUCUUUCGCCAACCUCCUGUACCGGGAGCUCUCAGCCGUGCCCUACAUGGCCAAGUUUGUGGUGUUUGCCAAGAUGAACGAGGUCCGUGAGGGCCGCCUGCGCUGCUACUGCAUGACUGAUGACAAGAUGGACAAAACCCUGGAGCAACACGAGAACUUCAGCGAGGUGGCCCGCAGUCGCGAUAUCGAGGUGAUGGAGGGUAUGCCGCUGCACCUGGAGUGUUCUGGGAACCUGGUCCCAGUGAGGAAGGCUACCCAGCAGCCUCGCUGUUUCAGCUUCCAGGCCUUCAGAGACAAUAGACUCCCCGUCUCUGUCAAGGUGAGAGAUAGUAGCAAAGAUCACUCCGGAUUCCUGUCCUUCCUGCGAAAGUCUACCAAGUACGAAGACAGCCAACAUGUGCUGUGCAACCUCAAUAUUACCAUGCCUCUGUGUAUCAAGGCUGCUGGGAGUGAAGACCGGAGGCGAACUCUGACCCCAUUAGCCCUGCGAGAGAGAUACAGCGCCCUGAAUGAGCCUGCCAUGGGUAAAGCAUCAAUGAGUGCCAUGGAAAAGACAGAGCUGAAGAUGGCUUUGAUAGCUGAACAGUUGGGACUGAGCUGGGCUGAGCUGGCGAGGGAGCUACAGUUCAGUGUAGAUGACAUUAAUAAGAUCCGUGUGGAGAAUCCUAACUCCCUAUUGGAGCAGAGUUCUGCCCUGCUCAGCCUAUGGGCCACCUGUGAGGGCAAGAGAGCCAAUAUGGAGAGUUUGUGCACAGCUCUGAAGAGCAUUGACCGGAUGGACAUAGUAAACAUGUUGGAGGGCCAGGGGCCACAGCCUGCAGGGAGGCAGGCCCGGGAGCCAAGCAGACACAGACACAACGAGAGCGACCCCAUCUCCCCCAGCCUGACCAAUGGUUACGGGGUAUUGCAGGAGGAGCUGCUCUCCCCUCCUUCCAUGCAGUACAGCCUGCCCUCUCCGCUCGGCAACGAGCCCUACUGGCAGGAAGUCUCCAGUCUGGAGUGUGCUCCCAUGGCCAUCACAGAGGAGGACACACUCAUGGAGAUGUCCGAUGUGCAGGUGUGGCCCUCGGGCAACAUCCCCUCCCUAGUGGCCGUGGAGGACUCCUCACUGGAGUGCAGCAAUGCUGACGACUCGGAGGGGCUGCUGGGGCUGCCGUACGGGAGCCUGGGCCGGCCGGGCAGUAGGGCUAGCGGAGAGGGAGGGGGGCUGAGUGGCUCCAUGGAGCUGGUGGAAGACAACUCAGAGAUGGGGGCUGUUGACUCGUUCAGCACCGCCACCCCUGCCACCCCUGCUUCGUUCAGCACAGCCACCCCUGCCACCCCUUCUUCGUUCGGAGGCACCAUCGCCGCCAUGUUAUACAACGUUAAUGGUCUGGAGAAGGGUCAAGGGUCAAAAGUCGUGAAGUCAGAGGCAGCAGCGGUCAGAGGCAACUUGGCAGGUGGAGAUGGAGCUGGAGUUGAAGGAGGAAGAGGAGGAGGGACAGGCUCAGAGGAAGGGCUUUCUCUUGUUGCAGGACAACAGCAGCGAGUGCACACCCGGCUGAGCAAGUCGCCUGGUCUGAGCCGCGUGGCUGAUCGUAAUGGAGACAGGUCCAGUGGUGGCAGCAGUGGUAGUAGAGGCAGUGGCGGAGGUGGUGGCUCUUUACUGUCCUAUCUACAGGAGCAGUCGGGUCCAGGUUGGCAACCUAUCACUGACCACACUCAGGCCUGGUUGGGUUCACAGACAACAAAACCCAGGCAGGCCAUGGACUCAAUGAUGUCAUCAGUGCGCGCUGCCAUGGAUGUGGACCCCAGUCAGUCCCGCGUGUCCCAGGAGGCCUUGCUUCAGCCGGUGCGGGACAUGGGGCACUCUGAGCUCCUGCGUGGGCACUUCAGGGGCACCCAGCCGUUUGAGAAGGGCCUGGGGUUCCCUCACAGGGUGCCAGAGCUGCAGACCUGGGACGACGUACGCCUGAGGCAGCAGGGUGAUGAGGCCAAGGAUCUCCCAGGGGAACAAGUGAGCGAGGAGCAGUUCACAGACGAGCACGGAAACAUCGUCACCAAGAAGAUUGUACGGAAGGUGGUGCGCAGGGGGAAGGGCUCAGGUGACGAGGGGGGUCAGGAGCGGUCAGUGAGCGUGGAUGGCUUUCUGCAGGAUGAGCUGGAGGCUGAGGCGGAGCAGUUCAUGAACUACGCCGUCCUGAGCAGCAAGCCUGAUAUUGUGGAUGUGAAGAAGGGUGCUCAGAUAGUGAAAUGUGCCAGUCUGCGGAGAGUAAAGCAGUGAGGGAAGCAUGCAGACAGAGUGGCAGAGCGACAUGUCCCCGCAGGAUUUGAGCCCCACACCAAAACGAUCCUACUUAGACACAUGACCGGCGGCAGGUGACAGGAGGAAUGAAGAGGAGGAGAAUAAUGGAGAGAAAAGAAGAGAGAUUGGAACGAACAAAACACUAACUUCAUAAUAACAACAACCACCACGGCAAGGCCGAUGAUCACGAGAACCAAGUGGAUUUACUCGUAGUUUUCUUACCUUUGUAAAAAAAGAAACAAUCCAAAAACGUCAACUACUAGGCUAGGAGCAUGAUUUCGUAUAAAACAAAAACCAAACAGACAACAAAAAAAUAGCAACCAAAACGUGCUUCCUGUUAUAUGUAUCAGCAUGAAUGACUGCUGGCGCAUGGCCUGUCUUUAACUACAGUACUAGGGGUUGUGGGGGUGGU
This is a messenger RNA of Salvelinus fontinalis (brook trout), 7625 nucleotides long. RefSeq names its product ankyrin-1-like. Lineage: Eukaryota; Metazoa; Chordata; Actinopteri; Salmoniformes; Salmonidae. Gene Ontology annotation, molecular function: protein binding. The transcript is spliced from 45 exons. Bases 941 to 7192 code for a protein of 2083 amino acids. The record is from RefSeq and is a predicted model, not a curated record. Gene Ontology annotation, biological process: signal transduction.